Molecule: messenger RNA, 2732 nt
Organism: Dermacentor silvarum
Lineage: Eukaryota; Metazoa; Arthropoda; Arachnida; Ixodida; Ixodidae
Exons: 5
Coding region: 275-1750 (491 amino acids)
Source: RefSeq, a predicted model, not a curated record
UGUGCGCGAUUUGCAGCAUGGCGCCAAUGGCGCGGUUGUGUUGCUGCGUGACCACCCACGGGUGCACACAGGCUGUCUGCAGUUUGCACGCCAAGGAACUACGUGGUUCGUGCGACGUAGCUAAAAUGACAGUAUAUGAAAGUGGCCCGCAGUCUUCCACUGCUCGACCCGAAGCGUUAAAGCGGCGUUGGGAAGAGUGUCGGUCAUCAUAGUCGACAGCAAGGCUAGCAAAACCAGAGUUGGUCUCCAACAUCGACUCGGAACCAACUUAGCCAUGGGCUGCUGGGAGGACAUGAUGCGAGCUGUUAGGGAGAUGGGGGACCCCGACGAGCUUGCCAACAGCGAAAGCCUUGUCCUGUUGAAGCUGGAGAAGCCGUUGCCAAGUGACCGUGCCAUCCCCCAGCAGCUGACAGCCAAUGCCAGCCGUUCUGUGCUCACGACCGACCAGGAAGGUCUUGCAGGCUGCCGAAGCUUUCUCAAUAAGCAGUGCUAUUCCACAGUGCUCUUUGCCGGUCUACCCUCGCUGAGGUCAACGAAGAGCUUCCUCGCGGCUGCAAAGGACAUUGUCGGGAAGGCACAGGAGCUGAUCAUCGUGCACAACAGGGACCUGGUAGCAGACCUGAUGUCCUGGUUCUCCAAGGUGACUAGGUUGAUCCUGUACCACGACCUGAUGCUGCAGAUGGAGAGCUCAGACCACGUGCGGGAGAUGGCACGCGCAUCGCGCCUCUGCCAGCUCUGGGGCACCACACCGGCAGUCGGCACCGAAGGGCUCUUCCUUUGCCCUCUCACGCUCACCACACUGGUUGCAAACUGUCCCACGCUGUCAGAAAUCCAGGCACCACUGGACGAGAUUGUGAAGCGUGUAGACCAGUUUCGGAUGCACUCACCGCAUCCAGUGCCCCUGUUCAGCGAAUGCCAGGAGCUGACACUGGGCUCCCACUUCCAACGGCCGAAUCGCAAUGCCAUCAUGAUGAGUGAUGCAAGCCUGGCUUGCAUCAGGAAGGCACUCGAACAGUAUCCCCACCUCGAACAGCUGCAGGUGACGACAACAUCCCGGAAAGUCCUUACCUGCAUCACGGGGUUCUCUCGGUUGAAGCGCAUUAACAUAAUGUACGCCGCCCAAGGUGGGAUGUGCCCUUUCGACCCUUACAUCACCAAGAUGCUGCGAGCGCUGCCCCUGACGCACGUGACGCUAAAGUAUUUCGAAGGGGCACAUCUGUCGACCAUUGCCCGCACCUGCGAGAACCUCGAGUGCCUCUCCCUGCUGGGCUGCAACAUUUGCGACGAGAAGAUUCAACCCGGCAUGUUUUCGAAACUGAAGUCGCUCGAGAUCAGCGACUCCAUCAUGGACAAUGCUUUCUUCACCCUCCUGAACGUCGCUGAGGGCCUGACUAACCUUCACCUCGAUGGCGAGUGGAUCAUCUCGGCGUACGUCGGCGGGCCGCCCGACAUCUCGCACCCACGGCCCAUCCAUCCGGCCAUGGAGGAGCUCACCCUCGCGACAGACUGGACGCUGCCACAAUUGUGCGUGGUGCCCGAGGAAGUGCGCAGGAUGGUCGAGUCGAUGCCGGCGCUCAAGCGGCUGAGCACUGACAGCUACGACAUCCGCCUGUGCGUGCAGAACUACUACCCGCGCGUGACGGUGGCGUGGACAACAUGCACGACCUGCACGGCCGAGUUCCCAAAGGUUGACGUAAUGCAGCACGAAAUCUGGCGCAUAGCACACUGUGAUGAGGAAGACAGAGAGUAGCCGUGAAAAAGCAUUGUGCUCUUCAUUGAGAUUAUUGGGCUUGUGUCAAAUCAUGGCAGAAUCUUAAUUGACGAAGAUGAUAAACAGCGUCAUGGGAGCGUUGCUGAUCAUUGUGCAAACACCUCCACAACAGUGCACAGGGGUUUGGUGCCAUGCAGAUUGAUGUCAUGCGUAGCACGCAGUAAGCAAGCAGGGGACUGAACGCCCCUCUUGAAGCCUUCUGGUGUCCAUUUGUGUGAAAAGCCUUUGUGUGCUUAAGCAUGGAAACAUGGGCAUCGCACCAUUGAUGUGAACUGCUGAUGGUUCAGGAAACAUCAGCACAGUGCAAGGCAGCAAUCUUAUGCACAGACCAAGGAACUGAAAGAAAAGUGCUCUUCAUUACUCUGUUAAUUGAGCCUGUGCUUUGAAAGUGUAGGAGUCACUAUUCUUCUGGAUGGCAAGCAGCAUCAAGGAAUCAUUGCACACCAUUAUGGCAAGUGUCUGUAUAGUUGCUUCCGUGAGGCAUAUUGCAAGAGGUAUGGAACUGCUUCGACAGUGAAAGUGUAACGAGUGUCCAACAAUCAGGGGCGGGUGUCUCAACAAAAACAGGAUAUCCUACAUGGCCUGCUCACACAAUUGUGUUCCUGGAGGCUGGUGCACAGGACAUUUUCCAGAUCUCGUAGUAGUGUACGGUAGCUGAGAAGAGUAUUAGUGCCUCCGCCCAAAACUCUGUAGUUCUUGUCCCGAGUUGCAAGCCAAGCUCUCGGCAAGGUCAUCCUCAAAAACAGAUACUUAUAACCAGCUGAAGGAGAGAAUCAUGGAUGAAUUGCUGAUGAUGUGUGAAGGGCUGACAAUGUGUAGCAUGUCACUUGAUGAAAUUGACAAAGCCACUGGGGGAGGGGGGGGGCGAUCACGAUCUGUAGGGGUGUGCAAAUAGCGAAAUUUUCUAAUACAAAUUGAAUACAAAUACUUAUUCAAAUAUUAAAUCGAAUAAUGAUGUGCA